GUUGCCGAGAGGUGAGUUUGGUUGUUUCUUUAUUUCGUCAUCCCGCUCCACCUGUGAGAUAACUUCAAGGUGUUACUGUAAAGACAGUGAGAGAGUACGACUCCCCCCCGCGUAGGGAGCAAACUCUGCAGCAGUCCUCAUUAAAAUUCCCUUCCCGUACACACUCCACGAAAUCCCCCGUUAGUGGGUGGCACCGGCGUCCUACGCGCCUCUCUAAUUGCGCACCACGCAACUAACGAGCCAUCACGCAUCACCGUUUCGUCCACGGUGUCCGCGGAGACUCGAGGCGGAGAGUUCCCUUCGUGUCCCGUUGUUUACAGCCGUCAGGAGUGAGGGAGGAAAAAAAAAAAAAAAAAGGUGGGCGCAGAGGUCCGGCGAGGGGUGGCGCCCUAAACGCAUCUGAUCGGGCGCCUGGACACGCUGUGCCGCCUGCGACCCACAGCGACACGGUCCGCUCCCGCAGUCUACUGGCUCAGUUUCUGCAGCUCAUGACUGUGACACUUCAUCGGUGGGGGACUGGAAACAUGUGCGUUUGGAUGGUGUGACACGGCGGCUUCUGGGGUUCGUUUCUCUCGGAUACGCCAAGUACCCGACGUUACGGCGCACCUUGUGUAGGAGAGAACCAUGAGCACUGUGGAGGAGGAGCCGGAUCACAUGAUACCAUGAAGACAAGCCUGCAGGUCCUGCGCUGCCAGCUGCUGAGUGUUCUAGCAUUCCUAGCACUGCCAGUAGGACUGGUGUCAUCAGCACAGGAGCUGUACUUCAUACAGACAUCCCAGGACUCUGUCUCCAUGGCAGUCACCCACAGCAGCCCCCUGUCUGCCCCAAAACCUGACCCCUUGGACUGGCAUCAAGAAGGCUCCAGUAGUGGGGAAUGGACAUCCAAAGGAGGCACUCAAUCAUCAAGCAUCAUUCUCCCCACUGCCAUAGUCCAACCUUUGGCCUUGCUUCACACAACCCAAAGUUCUGGUCCUGCUCAUGUUGAUCCUCCCAUUGAUGAAUCGAAUAUAGUCACCCCUAACACUGUGAGCACUGACAGUCUUGUGGUUCAGCCCCUGGAGCUUGGCUAUGAUAUUGUAAACCAAGGCAAAAUGCACAAAUUGGUCAAAGCCCUUCAAGUCCAAAGGCCAGUAACUGUCAGCACUAACCAGGCCAGCACCAGCAUCCCAGAAUUUCUCAGCACAGCAGCUCCAAACUUAAAUGUGAAAUCUACUUCUGGAGGGCCUCCAGACCCCCUUCCUCUUAUGUCCAGCUCUGCAUCAGACAGAGGAGACACACUCAAAGUAGAACCACAGAGGUUGAGCUUGGACGCACCUUCUGUACCCGGUCGUCAGUAUGUUCCCAGAUCCUCCCUGUCACCCUUUUCCUCUUCUGCAAAUGAUGCUGACCCCAUACUACGCCCGAAUCUCAGGGAGCACGCUGGGGGUACUGCACACCAUGCAAUCACCCUGAGGGAGGUGCAUGCAGGGAACGAGCGCCCCACUGACAUGCUGGUGGUGGAGACAGAGGCUCCAGUCCAUAGCCCACCAGAGAAUCUAACUUCCACUGCAUCCACACCAGCCCUGGAUCUCAGCAUCAAGAAUUCAACAAUCACCCCAAACAACCAAACUUCACCCAACGAGACCACCACUAAGAUGGAGGGUCAAGUUGUAAUAGGAAACACCACAGACAAUGCCCCUCUGGGACGCGGGUUGGGGAAUGUAACUACUUAUGGUGGGCUGUUCUCCAAUGACAGCUCAGUUGAGGAGAUGCCCGCUCAGGGGAACAGCUCAGAGUCCCCUUCCACAGCCAGUGGGAAUUUCCUAAACAGACAGGUUCCCGCCACAACCCAAGACCCCUGUAUGCCUUGCAACAGCUCAGGCCCGACUGUGGACUCCCGCCUGACAAUCUGCCUGAGCAGGAUGGACGUUGUGUGGAUCGUGUUGGCCAUCACUGUGACUGUGUCCUCGUGUUCUGUUCUUUUGACCGUGUGCUGCAUGAGGAGGAAGAAGAAGUCAUCGAGUCAGGAGAACAACCUCAGCUACUGGAACAACGCCAUCACCAUGGACUACUUCAGCAGGCACGCCGUGGAGCUGCCCAGAGAGAUACACACUCUGGAGAGCGAGGAGCAUGACACCUGUCUACCCCCUAACGGAGACUACAGCGGCAGCAGCAUGGUCCUUGUUAACCCUUUCUGCCAGGAGACCCUCUUCAUCAACAGAGACAAAGCGUCUGCCAUCUAGAGACUGCAAAAAGACUGACCCCCCCCCCCUACUCCCCCUGCUGUUGUCGUCUAUUUUAUAUAAGUGGUAAAUAUUCAGAGACUUUGACUUUAUACUGUAUAUGACAAAAAAAAACACACACAAAGAGAAACCAGAAAGAAGAGCGAUGUAAACAGACAUUAUUUACUAUGAGAAUGCACCCACAUAUUUUUCUGAUGUACAUUUUCUACAAAAGGCUUAAUUGUGAUAAAAGGUUUUUAUUGUCUUUAUAAAAAUACAGAGUAUAUGUGCUUUUGUUUCGUUAGAGUGGCUUGAUGGUGAGUGCACUGGAGCUGUCGCCACACAAAAUCUGCUUUAGAGAGAGAAUCCUGCGAUGAAAACAUUAAAGCUGUACUUUGUAAUGUUGUUUUUUCCUUUAAAAUAAAUCCCAAAAUUCUUAUA
Molecule: messenger RNA, 2642 nt
Organism: Labrus bergylta (ballan wrasse)
Lineage: Eukaryota; Metazoa; Chordata; Actinopteri; Labriformes; Labridae
Source: RefSeq, a predicted model, not a curated record